Penicillium macrosclerotiorum is the source of this 846-nucleotide messenger RNA. RefSeq lists its product as uncharacterized. The transcript has a single exon. Bases 1 to 846 code for a protein of 281 amino acids. Lineage: Eukaryota; Fungi; Ascomycota; Eurotiomycetes; Eurotiales; Aspergillaceae. The record is from RefSeq and is a predicted model, not a curated record.
AUGGCAUCCAAACGGAAAACCUAUAUGCCAAAUAAGCCCACGGAGACUCCGUACUUCCUCAAGUUGCCGGCUGAGCUUCGAUUGAAGAUAUAUGGAUACGCUCUCACCGUUCCCAACGACUACGUCAACAAGCCACUGAUUGUGGUCAAUGAUCGGGGUAACGUCUUUACAGUCCGUGGGAGAUACCGAGCCCUCUCCAUGUGUCCCAGCUGGGUUGGCGAAGAUGGCACGACCCGCAAACUCCUCGCGGUCAAUCGCCAGAUCCACGACGAGGCCGAGGUCUAUCUAUACUCCCAACAUACCUUAUUCUUUCGGAACUCAUUUAACCUCGACCGGCUUGGGGACUUUCUAGAUACCCUCAGCAUAACCGCGCGCCACUGUAUCUGCAGCGUGGGCUUCGAGGUCUUCUUCUUCGUCCAUGCCCAGAAUGGCGUUCCCAAACGGAGUCUGAAGCAGUACGCGAGGGCUAGUACGCUCCUGGCCCAAAAACUACCACAUUGGCGCAGCACACUCUUCUACCUGGACCCACGCUUCUACUACCCUACCACGGCUGUUGGCGGUCGAGAGCGAGCAGCUUACGGCGUGGCCGAGCUUGCGACUCACUAUGGGGCGUUGUGCAAAGAACUCACGUUCUACCCCCUGCCAGCCAGCGACUAUCAUCUACUGGACCAAGCCCGUCAAACUGUCUGGCGGAGUAGCUCACCGGGUCGGCGCGCUGCGGCUGAAGGUGGAAGAUUCGCCAAAUAUUCUGCACUGGAUUCGAACAAGCAUCAUCCUGCAGCUGAUUCUGCAAAAAUGCUGCUUCUCUCCAGUGCGGACCAGCCGACAGCGUCCUGGAGUUGGUGA